Molecule: messenger RNA, 1626 nt
Organism: Vicia villosa (hairy vetch)
Lineage: Eukaryota; Viridiplantae; Streptophyta; Magnoliopsida; Fabales; Fabaceae
Exons: 1
Coding region: 1-1626 (541 amino acids)
Molecular function (GO): RNA binding
Source: RefSeq, a predicted model, not a curated record
AUGGCUGCUAAAGGUUCUAACGGGGUAGGGGUGUGGAGGAAGGUGGAUUAUAGCAGGAGGGUGCAACCUAGGUGGGAUAUUGCAGACGGCGGUAAGGGGUUUAAGGGGAUUAGGGAAGAAGAUUCUGUAACUUCCUUCUUCGUGUCCGAGUUCGGUGCUCGUUGGAAAGCUCUGGACUUGUUCUAUGAGUUCAAAGCCUAUGGAAACAUGGUGGAGUUUGUCAUUCCACCUAAGAAGGAUAGAUACGGCAGGAGAUACGGCUUCGCACGGUUUGCUAAUGUGAAGGAUGUUAAUACUCUAGAGAUCAAACUUGAUAAUUUGUUCCUCGAUGGUAGGAAAUUGCAUGUCAGUUUGACGAGAUUCAAUAGAACAGUGUUUAAGCAGCCUGCCUUAGUUCAACAGGAUAGAAGGGAAUGCAAGGGCCAAUUAGUCGGUGAGAAGAGGGGUUUCAGGCAUAGCAACGUGGUGGAUGCUUGUGGUCAGAAUAGAUCUUUCGCAGAUGUGCUACAAAAUAAGAAGUCUUUGAGGAAUUCUGUUGUGGUGUCAAAAUCUAUAUCCUUUCAACCUAGUGAGGAAGCCUCUAACCAGUACUUCAAAGCUUUUACUGGCGUCAUCAAAGAACCGGGUGUUGAUGUCGAUAUCAAAAGGCUUUUCCUGGAAGAAGAUAUCUUUUCUAUCAGAGUAACUUAUCUGGGGCCUAAUCUCUGUCUGUUGGAGGACUUGAUUGAGGGUGAGAUUGAGGAAUUCAUUAAGGUAAGGAAAGAAUGGUGGCAGCUUUGGUUUAGUAGUAUUCAACCUUGGAAUCCUUCUGAUGUUGACAAAGAAAGGUUGAUAUGGAUCAAGAUCACUGGAGUUCCUUGUUACGUAUGGGGAGAGAUUUUUUUCAAGAGGUUAGCUGAUCUCUUUGGUCGCUUCAUCAAAUGUGAUGAAGGCACAGCUCUUAAAUCCAGAAUGGACGUGGCCCGUAUUUGCAUCAGUACUGGACACUUUGGUAGGGUGGAUGAAUGUAUAAAUGUGGAAAUAGAAGGUGCGUUUUUCUCGGUGUUGGUGUUGGAAGAGUGUGGGUGGGUGAAUCCAAAGUUUCCGGUGGUGAGGGUUAGGGACGACGAAGGUUCUGUGUCGUCUCAGGCGGAGGAGGAAGAGGUUGUGGUGGGGAACAAUGGGGAGGAGAGUGAGGCGGAGUUCGUGUCCUCGAAGUCUGGAAGCGGCGAUGGGAAGGGUGAAGCUAGUAUUUCUGUGGCAGAAAGUUUUCUAGGUUCAGGCAGGUUCCUUUCACCUAAAAGGUCUAAGAAUCUGUCUACCAAGAAAAAGGUGGUUUUUGACUCUUCUGAUAGGGUUUGUAUUGUCUCUCCCGAGAUUGAUUUGUCCAAGGAAUUAAUUGAUGAAGUGUACUGUGAGGACUUUAGCAGAGUAGGAGACUCGAUUGACAAAGACUUUUCUUUAGUGGGGCCUUCAAAAGUCAAUAAAGCUAGUGGUCAAUCUUCUGAGUAUACUGGGCCGGUUUUAGCUUGUGAAGAGUUGGGCCAAGAGGACUUUGGUGGGCCUUUUUCUUUUGACAAGGCUUGUAGAGAUUGGAUGACUAAAUCAAAAAAACACUCUCCUAGUCAGACCAAGAAAAACAGUUGA